GGUGUCGUAGUUGCCACGUGUUUCAAGCGAGACACAAAACGAGAGGCCCAGUUGUGUUCUCUCGUCUCUUACGUUGCUUACUUUUUCUAAACAAAUUUUCAACCACAUGUUUCAUAUAUAGAGCUCACAGAUCUUAUCACUUCUUUUUCUUUUCUUUUUCUUACGUAUUCUGACUGAUACUUUACGAUGGAUAGCCGGUGGAGUCUUCGAGGUAUGACAGGUCUUGUAACCGGUGGAACCAAGGGAAUUGGGUAUGCGAUAGUGGAGGAACUUGCUGGUUUUGGUGCAAGAGUUCACACGUGUGCCAGAGACCAAACUCUGCUUGAUGAAUGCUUAAAUGAAUGGAAAGCCAAAGGGUAUCAAGUCACUGGCUCAGUCUGUGAUGUUUCCUCUCGACCUCAGAGAGAUGAGUUGAUGAAGACUGUCUCUUCUCUAUUCAGUGGCAAUCUCAACAUCCUUAUCAACAAUGUUGGUACCCUUACGUCAAAGCCGGCUACAGAGUUUACAGCACAAGAUUUCUCAAGUCAAAUAGCUACCAAUUUGGAGUCUGCUUAUCAUUUAUCUCAAUUGGCCCAUCCUUUACUUAAGGCAUCUGGAUUUGGUAGCAUUGUGUUCAUGUCUUCAGUAUGUGGGGUUGUAUCAGCCGGUACCGUAUCCAUAUACAGCUUAACAAAAGGAGGCAUGAAUCAAUUGGCAAGAAACUUGGCAUGUGAAUGGGCAAGUGAUGGCAUAAGGGCUAACUCUGUAGCUCCUUGGGUGACUAGAACUCCUCUUGCCCAAGAUCGUCUUGAUGACAAGAAAUAUGCUGAAGCUAUCUGCUCAAGAACCCCAUUAGGCCGUACGUGUGAGCCGAGUGAGGUUGCCUCGCUGGUUACGUUUCUUUGUCUCCCUGCAGCUUCUUAUAUAACAGGACAAACCAUUUUUAUUGAUGGUGGUCUCACUGUUAAUGGCUUCUCCUACAAGCCAGAGGUUUAAACCCUAAAAACACUUCCAGAACAACAAUGUUGUAAAAAAAAGAACAACAAUGUUGUAAUAAUGUAUGAAAAGUUUUAGUUAUUAACUAAAUUGCCUACAUUUAAUGUAUUAAUGUUUGAAGAAACUUCUUUUAUGUUCCUCAAAAAAAAAGGAAACUUCUUUUAUAAA
Messenger RNA from Brassica oleracea var. oleracea, 1143 nucleotides. RefSeq names its product tropinone reductase homolog At1g07450-like. Bases 187 to 975 code for a protein of 262 amino acids. The transcript is spliced from 5 exons. Gene Ontology annotation, molecular function: oxidoreductase activity. Lineage: Eukaryota; Viridiplantae; Streptophyta; Magnoliopsida; Brassicales; Brassicaceae. The record is from RefSeq and is a predicted model, not a curated record.